This is a messenger RNA of Emiliania huxleyi CCMP1516, 909 nucleotides long. RefSeq lists its product as hypothetical. Lineage: Eukaryota; Haptophyta; Isochrysidales; Noelaerhabdaceae. Gene Ontology annotation, molecular function: nucleoside transmembrane transporter activity. Bases 1 to 909 code for a protein of 302 amino acids. The transcript has 3 exons. Gene Ontology annotation, biological process: nucleoside transmembrane transport. Gene Ontology annotation, cellular component: plasma membrane. The record is from RefSeq and is a predicted model, not a curated record.
AUGCCGAAAGGGCACAGCACAUCGGAGCUCGCUCCUCUCGCCGAGGACAGCACUAGCUCGAGCGCCCCCUCCUCCGCGAGCGGCGAGCGACCCGGCGAACAUUGGUCUGUGCCAGCCUUCUUCGCACUAGGCGUGGGAAGCCUGUGGGCCUGGAACGCCUUCAUCACGCCAACCAGCUUCUACGCCCUGCUCUUCGAGGGGACGCGCUGGGAGGACACCUUCCUUCCAACCCUCACCAGCUCCUUCACGCUCGUCGGCCUCGUCUCGAUCCUCGCGCUGCAGCCACUCCUCCACCUCGUCACAGCGCGCCGCCGCGUCCUGGUCUCGCUCGGCGCCAUCGGCGUCGCGUUCGGCGGCGCCUGUCUGCUGGCGCUGUGGCCGCUGCUCCACGGCAGCGGCAGCGCGCCGAGCCCGGCCGCCAGCGCCGCGCUGCUCCUUUCCUCUGCGGCCGGCGCGAGCGUCAGCCAGGCGGUGCUCACGGCGUCGCUGGCGGGGUACGCGACCGCGUUUGCGCCGCAGCAAAUGGCGCUGCUGGGGUGGGAGGCGGCCCUCUUCCUCUGCUUUGGCGUCACUCUUUUCGUCUUCCCCACCCUCACCUCGGCCAUCCGCGCGAGCGAAGCAGCCCCCUCCUCCCUCCUCCUCUUCGCCGCGGGCCGGCUGCUGUUCGCGCCACUCUUCGUCGCCUUCCGGCGAAGCGAGGCGGCGCGCGCGCAUUCGGACGCGUUGCCGGCGCUGGCGCUGCACUUGUUUGCCCUCUCCAACGGCUGGCUCACCACCGCCAUCUUUGUGCGAGCGCCGCGCGCGGUGGAGGAGCGAGACCGCCCUGCCGCCGGCGCGCUCCUCGUGCUCGCCCUCAACUCGGGCCUCACGGCCGGGUCUCUCCUCUCGCUGGGCGCAUGGACCACAUAG